AUGCAGAUCUCACUCCCUUCACUCGCGCUGCUCUUCUCCAGCCUCGCCGCCGCUCAGAACUGGAGCGGCUCAGUGCCCACCCUCUCAGCCUACGAGCAGAUCCGCAAUACCCUCGCCACAGAGGCCUUCCUGCUCGACACCAGGGACCUGACGAACCUCGGCCAGGUGUACACGGACUAUGCAACCAUCCAAUUCGCAGAUGAGGAGCCCCACAGCGGCCUCGCGGACAUCAUCGCUUUUGAACAGGUCGCCCUCAACAACACGUUCACCCUCGUUCAUACCUACGUCAACAGCCUCAUCAGUUUCAGCGAGGACGGGUCGGCGAAUUCUACCAGCUACGCGACGUGGAACAAGCUUGGCAACGUCAACGACGGGUACUUCCAGCAGACGUGGGCGAAGUACUUUGACACUCUGGUCGAGGCGGAUGGGACGUGGAAGUUCCAGACCAGGAAGGUCCAGAUCCUCUUCGGGCCAUUGUCUUCGAACCUGACGGAUGGUGGCCUGUGA
Molecule: messenger RNA, 507 nt
Organism: Diaporthe citri
Lineage: Eukaryota; Fungi; Ascomycota; Sordariomycetes; Diaporthales; Diaporthaceae
Exons: 2
Coding region: 1-507 (168 amino acids)
Source: RefSeq, a predicted model, not a curated record